Alternaria arbusti is the source of this 3633-nucleotide messenger RNA. RefSeq lists its product as uncharacterized. Bases 1 to 3633 code for a protein of 1210 amino acids. Gene Ontology annotation, cellular component: nuclear RNA-directed RNA polymerase complex. The record is from RefSeq and is a predicted model, not a curated record. Lineage: Eukaryota; Fungi; Ascomycota; Dothideomycetes; Pleosporales; Pleosporaceae. The transcript is spliced from 6 exons. Gene Ontology annotation, molecular function: RNA-directed RNA polymerase activity. Gene Ontology annotation, biological process: siRNA processing.
AUGGACAUCUACAUUCCUAAAGACGCUCUCCACAGCGUUGACGUGUUCGCAUUCGACAUUCGAAAGUUUUCCAGUCAACAUAAUGAUUUCGCCAUUCUCACUGUACCGAGCGUUAGCAGUGGGAAUCGAUUUCUGGAUAUACGCGGUAGUCAGGGCCGACGCCAGGCGCUGCAACCUCUUUAUUUUGGGAAUCAGCCGCUCGACUUUCGCCAGAGUAACAAGCGUCGGGAAGAUCCGCUCCAACUCAAGUCACUCAGAGAGAAGCAAGAGAUAGAAGAGGCCAAAAGAUUCAAAAGUCCGGCGCCUAUCGCGAAACUUCAGCGUCCGGGAGGGUCGACUUUGUCUUUCCGUACCCUGAUGACAGGCGUCUGGGAUUACGAUCACCUUGGCAAGCUCGUCUUUGACCAGAAGCUCAAGGAUAAAAGGCAAGGUUACAUUACGUUCGGCAAGAAUGCUUUAGUGAUUUACCUCCGGGCAGAGACCGCCGAAGCCUUCAACUGGCAUUGCAGAAUUGAUAUUGAUUAUGCUACCAUAGAGCACAUCAUUCCGUCUCGCGGCAAUGGCCAACACGGAACGAUAACAUUCACCCUCAAGUCUCCACCGAAGUUCUACGACAUUCAGUCGACCAAUGAUCUACACUUGUAUGCCGGUGAGCAAGCACCGAAUGACAUCUCUGCCGCAUUGUCGAGACUCGGCAUCAAGCCGCCAAAAUCAGUUCUUCGGCUACAGAGACUAUGCAAGUUGAGUAACUCCCACAACAUGAACUCCGCUUUGUGUAUGGUCUACAAGAUCGCCUUCUUCGACACCCGAAGCGUUGAUCUCGCUUGGACCUUUGUUAAGCCCUUCUUCGCGGGACCUAACACAAAGUGGUUGAAGACCAUGGAGCCCACCGUUUUGACGGGCAGUAUUGAACACGAGUAUGCGGUCGUCAACAAGAUGCUUAGCGACUACGGACCAUCCUUUCCGCAGACCUUCACGUUCAAUAUACGUUACCAAUUGACAGCGCUCAUGCUAGAGGGUGCAAUUGCCCCGUGGAAAAUGAAGGAAUUGAUACCAGUAGUACAAAACGCUGUUGAGAAGCAUGGUACAGAACUCACCGCAAACGCAGUGCGUCUCCUUGGGAAGCGGAUACCGACGCCUACACCGGGGGUUAAGGCGACAGAUCUUACUGUAAACGCAAUCAGUCGCCGAGGAAAGCGAAUACCGACACCCGCACUAGCUGUUGAAGCGAAAAGCUUCAUGAUCAAUACUAUUAAGCGCAUUCUUGAUGAAAGCAUCGAAUGUUGUGAACGUCUUGAGGAACUUUCCCGGACUUGGGACGUCAAACAGAAAAAGCAGAACCACCUCGCCUUAACGUACAAGGCCACGGUCACGCCUACCGGUAUCCUGCUACGCGGUCCUGACUGGGUCGUCUCCAAUCGUAUAUUGAGGAAGUACAACACCCACACCCAGUUCUUCAUGCGCGUGUUCUUCGCAGACGAGGACGAGCUGCCGGUAUUCCAUGACCCACGGGCAUCGCAAGAGAGAGUUUACGAACGCUUUCGAGGCGUACUCCGAACCGGUAUCACGGUCGCCGGACAUACAUUCCAAUUUCUCGGCUUUUCACAUGCGUCACUCCGUACUCAUGAAACUUGGUUUAUGGCUCCUUUCAAGAAAGAUGAUACAACAUUCUCGGUGCCGAUCCCGAAAAUCGCCUAUGUAAACGAAAUGAAGGACGACGUCACGAGAAACAACCGCACAUUCAGUGACGGCUGCGGAACCUUGUCAUUGAGCCUCUUUCAAAAAGUUUGGAACGCCUUCCAGCCGGACCGUAGAGCACUCAGGCCGACGGUGCUACAGAUCCGGUUCAGAGGUGCGAAGGGCGUACUAUCACUAGAUACGACAUUGCAAGGUGAGCAACUGCACGCCCGAAAGAGUAUGACCAAAUACGUCGCCAAAGAAGAGUGGAGGGAUUUGGAAAUCUGUGGAGCUGCCUACAAGCCUCUCAGAGUGUAUCUGAACCACCAGUUCAUCAAGAUCCUUGAAGAUUUACGUAUACCUAUGGAAAACUUCAUGGCGGUCCAGGAUGAAGCUGUCACAGAACUGAAACUCAUGACGGAGCAUCCUCUGAAUGCAGCCAGCCUUCUCGAAUACUCCCACUCGGGUGAUCUUGCGAGAGUCCCGUCACUGUUUCGGCGAAUGAAUGAGAUGGGUCUAUCAUUCCACGCGGACAGCUUCCUCACCGACAUCGUGGAGGUGGCAGCUAUGUCAAGCCUGAGGGAUAUCAAAUAUCGCGCGCGUAUUCCAAUCAAGAACGGCUACCUCCUUUAUGGCAUCAUGGACGAAUGGAAUGUUCUGAAAGAGGGCGAGGUCUACAUUCCGCUACAAGAUUACGAUACGAACGACAAACUGAAGAGAACCAUACUCGUUGGCGAGCGAAUAGCCAUCACAAGAGCCCCUGCGCUACACCCAGGCGAUAUUCAGGUCGUCAAAGCAGUCGACGUUCCAGAAGGUUCGCCGCUCAGGGCACUGCACAACUGCGUCGUAUUCUCACAGCAGGGUCCGCGGGAUCUGCCUUCGAAGCUAAGUGGCGGUGAUCUCGACGGAGACCUUUUCCACAUCAUCCACGACACUCGAUUGAUCCCGAGAGGCGUUUAUCAACCCGCCGACUACCCUUCCACGCCGGCAAAGGAUUUGGGGCGGCCGGUAACUGCCGACGAUAUCAUUGACUUCUUUAUCGAAUACAUGAACAUGGAUCGAUUGGGACAAAUUUCGAACAAGCACAAGAUCCGCGCUGAUAAGGCUCCUGCUGGCACUCUGGAUCGAGAGUGCCUGCUUCUUGCCAAGCUCGCAUCCGACGCCGUCGACUUUGGAAAAUCCGGAAUACCUGCCAGCAUGGCUCAGAUACCUCCAGGUGGUGAUCACAUCCGCCCCGAUUUCAUGGCUCCAGGAUCGAACCUUGUCGUCAACGAAUUGGGCGCAGCUGAGCUCGAAGAGCUCGAGGGCGACGACUUCGACGAGGUGAGUGUGCUGAACGCUGAGAAACCAAGAAGUUCAUAUUACACAAGCACAAAGAUCUUAGGAGUUCUGUAUCGACGUAUCGACGAAAAAACGUUCUUCGAUAAGAUGAAGAACGCCUACCGAACAUCUCACCAUCGCCGGGGUGAUGAGACGCUGGUGCAGAAACUCAAGCGAUAUGUGAUGCGAGAGACCCGUGGAGUGCAAUGGGAACAUCAUUGGGAUUUCGCAGAACAACUCCGUGAAGCGUACGAAGAGAACAUGUUCGAAAUCAUGGACACACAUCAUCCGUCUCGAGGCUCACGUCUUACCGAGCUUGAGGUGUUUAGUGGUAACAUCCUUGGCAAGAAAGAUCGUGCACCAUCCCGCUACGUCCGCGAAGCCAACCUCGAGGUUCAAGAACGCUUCAACCGAGAUGUCAGCGACAUGAUCAAGAAUAUAGUAAUGGGUGAUGGAGACUGGGACGGCGAUGCAGAUUCGGAGGCGCUGCCGCGCUCCAUUGCGUGCUUCAUGGUUGCGCUGGAAACGGAUGGUUGGGAGAACUACCGCACGUUAAGGAGCUGGAAGUACGUUGCUGCCGCGGUGUGCUUGGAGCAGUUGUGGAAGUACAAUAACGGGUAUUUGCGCCGACUUUGA